Molecule: messenger RNA, 1434 nt
Organism: Liolophura sinensis
Lineage: Eukaryota; Metazoa; Mollusca; Polyplacophora; Chitonida; Chitonidae
Product: mucin-2-like
Exons: 6
Coding region: 1-1434 (477 amino acids)
Source: RefSeq, a predicted model, not a curated record
AUGGCCAAUACAGGACCCCCAGGUUGUGAAUAUGGGGAUUGGAAUAGCGGUUGCGAGGUGGCAAACUGUCCUUUUUAUGACGUGUCCCAUGUUAACACGGUAUGCUGUGAGACAUGUGCUGCAUUUACGACUCCAAGGCCGACAACUGUCACCAGUGCUACAAGUGCAACCUCUACAUGCAAAACAGCGACAACUACAACCAUAACCGAGACAAGCACUACUGCAGCGACAACAACUCCUGCAGAGUUGACAACAGUGCCAGCGACAACGACAGCAGAACCCACAACCCCUACAGAGGCGACAACAACUGCAGAGGCAACAACAACAACACUUUUAGAGUUGACAACAGCACCAGUGACAACGACUGCAGAGGCAACAACAACUGCAGAGGCGACAACAACGCUUCCUGCAGAGUUGACAACUGUGCCAGCGACGACAACAACUACACAGGCGACAAUCACUACAGAGGCGACAACAACCGCAGAGGCGACAACAACAACACCUGCAGAGUUGACAACAGUGCCAGCGACAACGAGUGCAGAGGCGACAACAACUACAGGGUUGACAACAACAGCAGUAGCGACAACAACCCCAGAGAUGACAACAACUGUAGAGUCGACAAAAGUACUUGUGACAACAACUAACCGAGCAACAGUUACUUCUGCAGCUAAUACUGCAACUUUAGAGGCAACGACAACAUCAGAUACUACCACACCAUCGGCAACAAUUACACCAGCCCCAGUUACCUGCACGGAAAGAGGUUCCUUACCAUGGAUCAAAGAGAUUCUGGAGGACGGUGUUUGUGACACUAGUGUCUCAUCAUGCCUUGAGCCGGUGUUGGAUAUGCUGGAGACAACCCCUGUACACGAUACACCUAACCUUGUCUGCAAGUUUACACAGAUAACGGUGGAUGAGAUGGGCCCGCUGUUCACAGGACCAACAACGGUAGUGCCUGCUCGUUAUAUCAGCUGUAACAGUGUUGCCUGUCUGGUACCAAACCACACCAUCCCCAUCCUGGAGGGCAGAGUUUUGGCCGGGUGGUAUGUGUCGGUCAGCGACGACGCCGACACGUUUGGUAACGAGUUGAUAUACCUGCCGUAUGACAACCGCUGUGUGACUUGUACAGGUGUCAAUGCGUUACCGAUGUGCAGUUGGACGGACAGUAGUUGUUACAUCGGUGGUAUGUGUUACAACCCGGGAGACAGUAAUGGCGGUUCGUGUGAAGUCUGUGACAUUGGACAGAGCCUAACUCGGUGGUCAAUGCCAGAAAUGGUCAGCACACAGGCGUUCCAUGGCAAGCUACUCCCUAACAGAAGGCGUUCCAUGAACAGCUACUCUCUAACAGAAGUGGGCGGACCACAGGCAUUCCAUGGACAGCUAUUCUCUAACAGAAGUGAUCGGCACACAGGCGUUCCAUGGUCAGAUGCUCCCUAA